AUGGAGGGGGUCAUUGUCCCCAGUCCUCCCUACAGCCCUCCAUACAACCCUCCCUACAGCCCUCCAUACAGCCCUCCCUACAACCCUCCUUAUAGCUCUCCAUACAACCCUCCCUACAGCCCUCCAUACAACCCUCCCUAUAGCUCUCCAUACAACCCUCCCUACAGCCCUCCCUACAACCCUCCCUACAGCCCUCCCUACAGCCCUCCCUACAGCCCUCCCUACAGCCAUCCCUCCAGCCCUCCCUACAACCCUCCCUACAACCCUCCCUAUAGCCCUCCCUACAGCCCUCCCUACAGCCCUCCCUACAACCCUCCCUACAACCCUCCCUAUAGCCCUCCCUACAACCCUCCCUACAACCCUCCCUACAGCCCUCCCUACAGCCCUCCCUAUAGCCCUCCCUACAGCCCUCCCUACAGCCCUCCCUAUAGCCCUCCCUACAGCCCUCCCUAUAGCCCUCCCUACAACCCUCCCUACAGCCCUCCCUACAGCCCUCCCUACAGCCAUCCCUACAGCCCUCCCUACAACCCUCCCUACAACCCUCCCUACAGCCCUCCCUACAGCCCUCCCUACAGCCAUCCCUACAGCCCUCCCUACAGCCCUCCCUACAGCCAUCCCUCCAGCCCUCCCUACAACCCUCCCUACAGCCCUCCCUACAGCCCUCCCUACAGCCAUCCCUACAGCCAUCCCUACAGCCCUCCCUACAACCCUCCCUACAGCCCUCCCUACAGCCAUCCCUCCAGCCCUCCCUACAACCCUCCCCUACAGCCAUCCCUCCACCCUCCCUAUAGCCCUCCCUACAACCCUCCCUAUAGCCCUCCCUACAACCCUCCCUACAACCCUCCCUAUAGCCCUCCCUACAGCCCUCCCUAUAGCCCUCCCUACAACCCUCCCUAUAGCCCUCCCUACAGCCCUCCCUACAACCCUCCCUACAACCCUCCCUACAGCCCUCCCUACAGCCCUCCCUAUAGCCCUCCCUAUAGCCCUCCCUACAACCCUCCCUAUAGCCCUCCCUACAGCCCUCCCUACAGCCCUCCCUAUAGCCCUCCCUAUAGCCCUCCCUACAGCCCUCCCUAUAGCCCUCCCUACAACCCUCCCUCCAGCCCUCCCUACAGCCCUCCCUACAACCCUCCCUAUAGCCCUCCCUACAACCCUCCCUACAACCCUCCCUACAGCCCUCCCUACAGCCCUCCCUACAGCCCUCCCUAUAGCCCUCCCUACAGCCCUCCCUACAGCCCUCCCUACAACCCUCCCUAUAGCCCUCCCUACAACCCUCCCUACAACCCUCCCUACAGCCCUCCCUACAGCCCUCCCUAUAGCCCUCCCUACAGCCCUCCCUACAGCCCUCCCUAUAGCCCUCCCUACAGCCCUCCCUAUAGCCCUCCCUACAACCCUCCCUACAGCCCUCCCUACAGCCCUCCCUACAACCCUCCCUACAGCCCUCCCCUACAGCCCUCCCUACAACCCUCCCUACAGCCCUCCCUACAGCCCUCCCUACAGCCCUCCCUACAGCCCUCCCUAUAG
Salmo salar (Atlantic salmon) is the source of this 1524-nucleotide messenger RNA. NCBI's taxonomy places the organism in Eukaryota, Metazoa, Chordata, Actinopteri, Salmoniformes, Salmonidae. The record is from RefSeq and is a predicted model, not a curated record.